Molecule: messenger RNA, 705 nt
Organism: Caenorhabditis remanei
Lineage: Eukaryota; Metazoa; Nematoda; Chromadorea; Rhabditida; Rhabditidae
Exons: 3
Coding region: 1-705 (234 amino acids)
Source: RefSeq, a predicted model, not a curated record
AUGACUAAAAAUCGGGAUAUGGUUUGCUGCGGUUCUGAGAAUGAUGAUAGUCAACAUUCAUCAUCAUUCCUCCAACAAAUCUCAAAAGACGAUCCAAGUCUAAUAUCAACUUCAACUGUACCUUCAAAAGUGCAUCAAUCAUCAAAAACUCAAAAAACAACAGGGUUGAUCCAGCGUUCUCAUUCAGAACCGAAUCAAGCUUCUUCACCAUCUCACUCAGCUUCCCUUGAUUUUCAUUCUCAGCCAACUAUUCAAUGUGAUAGGAAAAGAUCAAAGAAUAAUGGCUUAUCUCCAUCUAAACUUCCGAUUCCUUCUGCUUCGAAGAUCAAGAAAUUUCGUUUGACAAAACGGCCAACUGGAACACCAAAACAGAGAACUCAACGCAAAAGGAAAUCGAUGAAACUUGGUGAUUAUCAUGGAAAUAGCGAUGGAAUAAUGUACUCCAAAGUGUUGAAGUUGGCUCCCGAGUUGCGGAGAGAUUAUGAACUGGAACGAGACGUUGGUAGUUAUUAUUAUUAUUAUUAUUUAUUCACGCAUGCUCGAUACGUGAAGGUUAAUCAAUUGAAAAUAGAAUACAAAAAAAAUAAAAAAUACAAUAAAAAGAGGAGGGGAAGUCAGAAGUCAAGUUCAGAAAUGUCAGAAUCCGUGUUUCUUCUAGGGCUUUUGAUUUACUAUUUUAUUCAGCACUCUGUUUGUAAAAAAUAA